AUGUUGGUGCUUGAGAAGACCGCCAACAUGAGGGCGUUGGGAGGGCACUGCGAUGGGCGUCACCUAGGACCACCACGUCCGAGUCGUCGUCGGAGGGGGGUGGUGUGGGCGCACCGCUGCCGCCGCCGCACCUGCCCAUCCCGCCAGGUGCCGACGCGACCGUUGUGGCCGGCUCACCUGGCGUCUGGGCCGUCCUCCUACACGCCGUUCUUCAUCAGCAACAUCCUGGGCCUGCACCGGCCCGACGCGUUCGGCUUCUUCCGCGCGCCGCCGGCCGUCGGCGCCGGCGGCGACUCGGACGAGCCGCUCAACCUGACGGUGCGCAGCCCGGACGCCGGCUCGCCGCGCGACGCCGCCGACGGCGACGGCGACGACCCGGCCCGGCCGCCGGCGAAGGCCGCACGCAAAGAUCGGCCGUCCAAGAAACGGAAGGAGCCGCCGUCCGGGCUGACGGCGGAGGAGGUGGACGGUAGGAGGAAGAAGGCUCGCACCACCUUCACCGGGCGCCAGAUCUUCGAGCUGGAGAAGCAGUUUGAGAUGAAGAAGUACCUCUCCUCCACAGAGCGGUCCGACAUGGCCAAGCUGCUCAGCGUCACCGAGACCCAGGUAAAGAUAUGGUUCCAGAACCGACGCACCAAGUGGAAGAAGGCCGAGAACGAGGCGGCAGCCGCCGCCGCCGCCGCCUCGGCCGCAGGCGCUGCCGGUGCCGCUGUCACUCCUGCUGCCGCCGGCUCUGCCGCUGCCGCCGAGAAGGGGCCGCGCACGUCCGAGUCCGAGGCGUCUUCGGCCGGGGUGGCGGCGGCGGUGGAGGACGUGCCAGAGGCAGACGGCAUCACGAGGGCGACAUCGCCCGGCGACGAACCACACCCACCGCCGGCCAGCCCGGACCAGACUGGCAGAAGCCCGGCCCGCUCGCCGCCGCUGCUGCCACCGCAGGUGCCGCCGGAGGCAGCGCGCGCCGCCAAGCAGCGCAACGGCAUCGCCAAGCUGGAGAGUCUGGUGUUCGAGCGCGAGAAGGAGGCGGCGCUCAACAACAACAACGUGGUCUCGGAACAGAGCCGGCAGCGGGCCGAGAGCUGAUCGCGCUGCCGCCUGGCGGACGCAAGGCGAAACAGGGUGUGGCCGCGCCGCCGCCGUCGCCCAACCGCGUCCCAUUCGGACGCCCCCCGCUUGGGGACGGUGCCUGUCAUGCUUGGACAACGCGUGUUCUCUGACUGUCGGCGUCGAACCCUUGUCACGCUGUUUUACAGGGAAUGUCCCUGAGAAGUGUUGUUUGAUCGCAUUAAAUUCAAAAACCGUAAUGGGCAUUUCCGAUUGAAAUGUCAGGUAAAUGAAAGUGAAGAAAAUAUCAGGUAAAAUCAGACUUGGCAAUGAUUUCCUUAAUAGAAAGCCACGAUUUUCUCAAAAGACCACAAUGUUUCAGAGGGAGGAUGAAGCAUGGUCUGGCGUCUUCACAGGACUUCAACCUCAACUUAAACGGCAUGUUUGUAGUUCUUUCUAACCCCAAAACCUAAAAAAACUCGUCUCUUCCUUUCCAGUUUGUCGCCCAACCUGUCCUUCAUAGUCCACGCUACCAAAUCUACAACUAUGAGCGUGUUUUAAGCGGGCGGCACCCUGAUCCCGGGAAGGUUUGUUUGGGAGAAGUGGUGCGACCAUUGCGAGCUGACUGACCCGGGCCAGGGACACAUCUUCGGCUGGUGUAAUGAAGUGUUGGGCCUGAGCGUUAAGCAGUUGAAAACUUUAUGAUGGUCAGAUGCAUGCCUUUUUAAAGUUACCAUACAUACCCUUUAAAAGUUACCACACCUGCCAUAUCAUGCCUUUUAAUCGUUGAGCAUGGCGGUCAUUUGAGAAAACCGUUGUUUGUCAUUCCAUUACCGGACGGCGCCGCACAGUUUUACGAAGGCUUACUAUCGUGAAUUUUGAAUUUCAAUGCGAUCGACGUUAGAUUCCAGUACUCCACAAAAAACUGGGAUAAGGAGUUUGACGCCGACAAAAGUUACUCCCAUCUUUGCCUUACUGUCGCUCCGUAGACCACUAGGCUCAAGCGAAGAACGGGUUUUGUGAAGACGCCUGGGAUGGUGCCAUCGCCGUUGGAGCGGGACGGCACCUUACCGGGCGUCACUGUGCUGUACCAUUUAUCUAUCGAGCUGGGCGGAUCGGUACUCUCGGCUGGCAGCCCCGGGGGCUGUGUUUGCCGGCCGGCCCCACCGUCUGUCGACCAUGCGCGUGUCUGUGUCUGCCACGCCCGGCCUGCGGCGAGGGUCGGGCGCGACCUGAGCGUCACUCUGCGGGACGGCGCGGCGGCGGCGCUCGUCCUGGCGCUGCUCUCCCCCCUGGAUGUGCAGUCCAAUGGCUGUCGGAGGGGGGGGGGGGGGGGGCGCCCACCGGGCCAGGCCACUGCUGUACGUAUUUUUGUAGUCUGCGCGUCGGUGUAACACGGACGCGGAAGAGGCCCGGGGCUAGUCAUCGCGAGAGCUUAUCGGGGAGCGUCGACCGCCGUCUCAGCAGACCGCCCUCAGAGUGUCCGACUGUGUCAAGCGUCGGAGCCGGCCUCAGAGUGUCCGACUGUGUCAAGCGUCGGAGCCGGCCUCGGCGGGCCCUGCGGCGGCGGCGGCGACGGACGGUCCCGCGUCUCGCCGGCAGUGCAGAGGCGGGUUUCAGCGCGGGGCGUGUCGGUGGUCCCCCUAUUCCCUGCAGUCCCCUCCCCCCAUGCGUGCGCGGUGUGGCGCCCGUCACCGCCGCCGGCAGGGUCGGGGCCACCACCCGGCGCGCAAUAUGCUCCCAUCAUGCUCCCCAUCUGGCUAUCCGCCGACGGCGCGGGCGGUACAAAGGUUCUGGAUCUUCUGGCGACGCAGGAGCCGGUUCUCCCGGCUCAGCUAGCUGGGACACGAUGUGUUUGGUGUAAUGCUGUUGUCGCAGUGGUUUUGUGUUUAUUAUUUAAUUUCUGAAAGUAAUUAAUUAGUUUGCAUGCAUCGUUUCCACCGUUAAAUACCUAUGUGACUGUGCGUGCGAAGGUGGGCGCUUAAAUCAAAAAUAUACCAAUAAACAUUUCUUAGUUUA
This is a messenger RNA of Pollicipes pollicipes, 3060 nucleotides long. RefSeq names its product ventral anterior homeobox 2. Gene Ontology annotation, cellular component: nucleus. Gene Ontology annotation, biological process: cell differentiation; regulation of transcription by RNA polymerase II. The transcript has 4 exons. The coding region runs from base 1 to 1080 and encodes 359 amino acids. Gene Ontology annotation, molecular function: DNA-binding transcription factor activity, RNA polymerase II-specific; RNA polymerase II cis-regulatory region sequence-specific DNA binding. The record is from RefSeq and is a predicted model, not a curated record. NCBI's taxonomy places the organism in Eukaryota, Metazoa, Arthropoda, Thecostraca, Pollicipedomorpha, Pollicipedidae.